Messenger RNA from Oncorhynchus masou masou (cherry salmon), 1914 nucleotides. RefSeq lists its product as uncharacterized. The transcript has 8 exons. NCBI's taxonomy places the organism in Eukaryota, Metazoa, Chordata, Actinopteri, Salmoniformes, Salmonidae. The coding region runs from base 1 to 1914 and encodes 637 amino acids. The record is from RefSeq and is a predicted model, not a curated record.
AUGACCUGCACAGUGAACAAAGGCUCUCAGCCCUACGUUCAACCCCUACUCUUCAGCGGUACGUUCAACCCCUACUCUUCAGCGCCCUACGUUCAACCCCUACUCUUCAGCGGUACGUUCAACCCCUACUCUUCAGCGGUACGUUCAACCCCUACUCUUCAGCGGUACGUUCAACCCCUACUCUUCAGCGGUACGUUCAACCCCUACUCUUCAGCGCCCUACGUUCAACAACUACUCUUCAGCCCUACUUUCAACCCCUACUCUUCAGCCCUACGUUCAACCCCUCCCCCUCAGCCCUACGUUCAACCCCUACUCUUCAGCGGUACGUUCAACCCCUACUCUUCAGCGGUACGUUCAACCCCUACUCUUCAGCGGUACGUUCAACCCCUACUCUUCAGCGGUACGUUCAACCCCUACUCUUCAGCGCCAUAUGUUCAACCACUCACCUUCUACCCUACUUUCAACCCCUCCUCUUCAGCGUUACGUUCAACCCCUCCCCUUCAGCCCUACGUUCAACCCCUCCCCUUCAGCCCUACGUUCAACCCCUACUCUUCAGCGCCCUACGUUCAACCCCUACUCUUCAGCCCUACUUUCAACCCCUACUCUUCAGCCCUACGUUCAACCCCUCCCCCUCAGCCCUACGUUCAACCCCUACUCUUCAGCGGUACGUUCAACCCCUACUCUUCAGCGCCCUACGUUCAACCCCUACUCUUCAGCCCUACUUUCAACCCCUACUCUUCAGCCCUACGUUCAACCCCUCCCCCUCAGCCCUACAUUCAACCCCUACUCUUCAGCGGUACGUUCAACCCCUACUCUUCAGCGGAUGGCUCCCUCCUGUCAUCUGCCUUCCUACUCCCACACACUUCCUACUCCCAUACACUUCCUACUCCCACCUACUUCCUACUCCCACACACUUCCUACUCCCACACACUUCCUACUCCCACACACUUCCUACUCCCACACACUUCCUACUCCCACCUACUUCCUACUCCCACCUACUUCCUACUCCCACCUACUUCCUACUCCCACACACUUCCUACUCCCACACACUUCCUACUCCCACACACUUCCUACUCCCACACACUUCCUACUCCCACACACUUCCUACUCCCACACACUUCCUACUCCCACACACUUCCUACUCCCACACACUUCCUACUCCCACACACUUCCUACUCCCACCUACUUCCUACUCCCACACACUUCCUACUCCCACCUACUUCCUACUCCCACACACUUCCUACUCCCACACACUUCCUACUCCCACACACUUCCUACUCCCACACACUUCCUACUCCCACCUACUUCCUACUCCCACCUACUUCCUACUCCCACACACUUCCUACUCCCACACACUUCCUACUCCCAUCUACUUCCUACUCCCACACACUUCCUACUCCCACCUACUUCCUACUCCCACCUACUUCCUACUCCCACCUACUUCCUACUCCCACCUACUUCCUACUCCCACCUACUUCCUACUCCCACACACUUCCUACUCCCACACACUUCCUACUCCCACACACUUCCUACUCCCAUACACUUCCUACUCCCACCUACUUCCUACUCCCACACACUUCCUACUCCCACACACUUCCUACUCCCACACACUUCCUACUCCCACCUACUUCCUACUCCCACCCACUUCCUACUCCCACCCACUUCCUACUCCCACACACUUCCUACUCCCACACACUUCCUACUCCCACACACUUCCUACUCCCACACACUUCCUACUCCCACACACUUCCUACUCCCACACACUUCCUACUCCCACACACUUCCUACUCCCACACACUUCCUACUCCCACACACUUCCUACUCCCACACACUUCCUACUCCCACCUACUUCCUACUCCCACCCACUUCCUACUCCCAGACACUUCCUACUCCCUGAACUCUCACAGCCACUAG